Cladocopium goreaui is the source of this 2070-nucleotide messenger RNA. NCBI's taxonomy places the organism in Eukaryota, Dinophyceae, Suessiales, Symbiodiniaceae. The record is from the annotation of a GenBank genome assembly.
AUGGUGCCCGAGAGUCUCACGGAAAGCUUUGUUGGAAAGCUGUGUCAGCCCAAAUUUCACCGUGCACGUCCGUGGAAGCUUUGGUGGUCCGAAAAGCGCCACAAGGACGAGCGUUUAUUGGACGCCGCCGACCACGGCGACGCGGAGGCCAUCCGUCAGCUGCUGACCCAACCGGCCGACGGCGGACCCCCGGCAGCGGCGAAUGCGCAGCAGCGGCACAGCAAGGGACGCACUGCGUUGCACCUUGCUGUGGCCUCCGAACAUCUCGAAGUGGUGGAACUCUUACUCCAGCGCGGAGCCAAUGUCAACGCUCGUUCGCGUUUGGGGAAACUGACGCCGCUGCACGUGGCGGCAGCUCAGGGCUCGGUGGACUUGGUGGAGCAUCUGCUGGCGGCACAUGCGGAUGUGCUGUGUCAGACCGAGGAUCGUCAAAUCGCUCUGCACUAUGCUGCUGCCAAUGGCCACGGCGAGGUCGUCAAGUGUUUGGUGCACCAGGACGGCAACCAGCUGAUGUAUCGCAACUGCUUUGGGCAGCGGCCCGCUGAAGCCGCUGCGGAUGCCAGCACCGCCAUGAUGUUCCGAUUCGCCACCCACGACGCUGCGAUCUGCAGCCUCUUGGGCAGUCGCCGGAACAGCGCCUGCAGCGACGCAAGCACGGCCACCGGCAGCUGCGCGUCGGAGGCGGUGGAGGUGACUGAGGAGGACGGCUAUGCCGAACGGAGCUGCAUCCCGGGCGGCUGGCUGCUGCGCAACGCGCGCUGCGAUGCAGUGCAGCGAUUGCUGCAGAAGACGCGACAGCUGGAAAUGGAGACGCGGCAACUGAUGACGGCCAGAUCGUGGAAGGCCUCGUCGCCCAAAGACUCGCCGUCGCGGUCGCCCACCUCCAGCUGCUCCUCGGUGACCUCGCGCCGCACAGCGCCCUUCGCCAAGAUGCGCCGCGGCAGCUCGCGCGUGGAGAAGGUGGGCCCCAACAGUUUCGAGCUGGUGAACCUCUUGGGCCGUGGCAGUUUCGGGGAGGUCUUUCAGGUGAAGCAUAAGCGAACGGGCAAAGCCUAUGCGAUGAAGGUCUUGCAAAAGAGUCGGAUCAUGAGUAGCAACCUGCUUCGCUACGCCGUGACGGAACGGAAUAUUUUGGCCUACAUCCGGCAUCCCUACAUUGUCUCACUCCACUAUGCCUUUCAGACACCGAGUCACUUGGUCUUGGUGUUGCAUUACUGUCCCAGAGGGAACUUGCAGCAGCUGCUCACUCGCGAGAAGCGACUUUGUGAGACUCUGUCACGUCUUUAUUCCGCCGAGAUCCUACUGGCCCUGAUUCAUUUGCACGAGAGGCAUACAGUCUUUCGGGAUUUGAAACCUGACAAUGUGGUCAUCGAUGAGUCCCACCAUGCCUUGUUGACGGACUUCGGCUUGUCCAAGGAGGGCGUGGGGCAGCGCGGCACCAAAUCCUUCUGUGGUUCCGUGGCCUUUCUGGCGCCCGAGAUUCUGCUACGGAAAGGUCACAACCACACGGUGGAUAUUUACAACCUCGGUGUGCUUCUGUACGACAUGCUCACGGGUCUUCCUCCGUUCUACCAUCACGACAGGGAAACCUUGUUCGCCAACAUCAAGCAUGCACGACUAGAGGUGCCGUUGUACGUGUCGCGUGUGGCCCGUGCCUUUAUCGAGGCCACCAUGGAACGAGAGCCCAACAAGCGUUUGGGUGCUCAUCACACGGCACAAGUCAAGGAGCACGCCUUCUUUUCCGAGAUGGACUUUGAAAUGCUGAUGCGCCGGGAGGACCUGGAAGAUUUGGGAUGGAAAGCGGUCGAGUCUCCUGCCUUCUUGACCCGGGAUGCAGGGGACAGGUCCCCACUUGGCUUGGCUCGCGCCCCCGAGAGCCCCUUCGCGCGUGCGGAUCGCGCCCCUCGCUGGAGGGCAAGGUAUGUGCGAGGCCCAAAUGGCGGAAGUGAUCGCGGAGUCUCUGAUUGGGAUUGCAACUUGGACUACUCUGUGGCGCCCAACAGCCGCGGCACGAGCAAUUUGUCCUCGGGCGCCAAUGGCAGCGAAAGUUCCGCGAGCACCUGGAGGUGA